Phycodurus eques (leafy seadragon) is the source of this 5522-nucleotide messenger RNA. RefSeq names its product nephronectin a (gene npnta). Bases 210 to 2045 code for a protein of 611 amino acids. Gene Ontology annotation, molecular function: calcium ion binding. The record is from RefSeq and is a predicted model, not a curated record. Gene Ontology annotation, cellular component: membrane. The transcript is spliced from 13 exons. Lineage: Eukaryota; Metazoa; Chordata; Actinopteri; Syngnathiformes; Syngnathidae.
GAGAGGCACGCACGCACGCACGCACACACAGAAACAGACUGCGAGAGAAAGGAGGCGCAGCCUGUGCGCUCGUUCUUUCUCCCCGCUCCACACACUUUGAUAUAUCGCACAUGAACACACAAGGCGUGUGGUUGUUAGCGCAACACCGAAGAAGAAGACGCGUCGGUUUGGUCUUCUCGUGGACGGACUAGCGAGCGGGACGAGGCGUCAUGGACUCCUGGAUGAAGUUCAUCUUCAUGGUCGCCACCUUCUGCUGUGGAACGCGAGCCGAGUUUGACGGCAGGUGGCCACGGCAGAUGGCGUCGUCCAACGGGCUGUGCCGCUAUGGCGCCAGGGUGGACUGCUGCUGGGGAUGGACACGCCGAUCUUGGACUCACUGCCAGCCGCUUUGCCAGUCGGGUUGCAAACACGGAGACUGCGUGGGGCCCAACAAGUGCAAAUGUCACCCCGGAUUCACGGGGAAGACCUGCAAUCAAGAAGAACAGCUGGACUAUUUGACUCCACCGAUGUGGUCCAGUCACCUACCCAUUUAUCUACCGGAGGACCAUCAUCCGGUGACGGAGGAUUUGAACGAGUGCGGGCUGAAGCCACGGCCCUGCAAACACAGGUGCAUGAACACCUACGGCAGCUACAAGUGCUACUGCCUCAACGGCUACAUGCUGAUGCCCGACGGCACCUGUGGAAACCUUCGCACUUGCGGCAUGGCCAACUGCCAGUAUGGCUGUGAGGUCCUGAAAGGAGAGGUCCGAUGUCAGUGUCCGUCGCCAGGGCUACAGCUGGCUCUGGAUGGCAGAACCUGCGUGGACGUGGAUGAGUGUGCGGCCCGGACCGCCGUGUGCCCCAGGUUCCGGAAGUGCAUCAACACAUUCGGCAGCUACAUCUGCAAGUGUCAUGAUGGCUUUGACCUGCAGUACAUCAACGGGAAAUACCAGUGCAUCGACGUGGAUGAGUGCUCUUUGGAGAUCGGUCGCUGCGGUGGCUAUGCCACCUGCUUCAACACGCCGGGCUUGUACAAGUGCAAGUGCAAAGACGGCUACAGGGGGACGGGCCGCGACUGCAAACCCAUUCCCAAGGUGGCCAUAGACCCGCCGAGGCCGGGCAAACUGCCUCCCAGCUACCACAACCACCUGCCUGAUACUGACCAGAGGAGAACCACCACCACGCUACGGCCGCCGGUCACCCAUAGGAGGGUGUUCACCGUCGCCCCCAAAACCACAACAACCGCCGCCCCAACAACGACGACUGUGCUUCCGAAGAGGACGACGAUAUCCCCGCGCAAGCCAUCAACUCCGACCCGGAAGCCCUUCGUCCCCACCAGGAGGCCACCCCCACAUACUCGCAAGCCCUACGUCCCUCCAAAUCCGGUGACCCCCACCAGACGAACCCCGACAACGACCCCGACAACGACCCCGACAACGCCAUCUCCGCGGGUGACCACUGUGGACAACAGCAUCCACAAGGACGUGACUAAGCAGCGAGGAGACGUGCACAUCCCGCGGAACCACAACCACAACACGGUGCUGGACUUUGACAUCGAGCUGGGCAACACGGCCGAUGAAGCCAAGGACGACGCCGAUUCAGGCUUCCUGAGCUGCUCUUUCGACGACGGCCUCUGCGGAUGGAUCAGAGACAAAGACGGAGACGUGCACUGGGAGACCACGCCGGACCCGGCAGGCGGUCUCUACCUUACCAUCCCCGAAGUGGGCAACAAGAGGACGGGGCGGGGGGCGAGGCUGGUCCUCCCGUUGGCACCGCCGUGGAACGAGGGCAACCUUUGCCUGUCAUUCCGCCACAAGCUGGCGGGCCACCAUGUUGGCAUGCUGCAGGUGUUCGUGAAGAAGGGCGCCCGCUACAGCCCGGCCGUGUGGGGGAGGACGGGCGGCAACAGCUGGAGACACACCCAGAUAACGUUAUGGGGAGCGGGCCUGGAGAGCGUGGUGCUGAAGGGCGAGCGCGGACGGGGACGAAGCGGAGAGAUGGCGGUGGACGACAUCUCGCUAGCAAAAGGCUCCUGCACGGACGAUCGCAGCCCAACGAGUCUCUGACGCGGCAGCUCAAGGGAGAAAACAAUUAGAAGAUUAUCUCGAUGAGACGUGACCCCUGUUUGGACUGCUCUUCUCAUUUGGCGCCCCCUUGCGUCCGAACCAGCAAACAGCAGCACAUUGUGCUUCUCGAAAUGCAAAGACUGAACUGGACUUCAGCCUCGUCUGAUUUGGAGGCCCGUGCCCGUGUGGUUGCCAUGGUAACGUCCGCCAACAACCCUUCCAUCCCACUGCUGCCCGUUUAGUCGCUCUGCUUGUCGCAGGGGUCAUACCAGUGGUGGCCACUUGGUUUCUUUUCUUCAUCUGAUUAGAUCAACAAUACAAUAGAGUAUCAGGUCCACGAGAUGAAAACAAACUAGAACAGGUCGAGUUAAGCUGUAACUUUGACAAAAAGUAAUUGUACAUGAAAAAACGAAAAUGCGGCUGUAAUUUUAUGACAAGUAAUGUUUUGAGAAUCAAGUUGAAAUUUAAUGAAAAAAGUACAGUUUAUCUUAUUUCUGUCCCACACGUGGUAGGUGAAAAUCUGCAAUACAGAGAAACCAUACAAAAAUUUUUUUUGUUUUUUAAUAGUUUUACCCCUCCCAUAUGCUUAAAACACACGGAUUUAUUACAAACACGCUUUAUGGAGUAUUCCUUAGCCCCUGUCAAGAAUUGGGAGACUAUUGUAGAAAAUCACUUUGAGGAAACGAAAAGAUGCACACUUCUCCAAAUAAGAGGCUGUUUAUUUGUCACUCUCCAUUGGAGUUUACUAUAAAUCUGACACAAAAACAUUGUAUAUUCAAACAAAAUGUUCAACCAAACCACUAAACUUCGCUAGCUUAAUGCUGACAUGUAAUGCAAAACGCUACAGAUGUGCUAAUGUAGAUUAGCAUAGAUGUUACAGUGAUUAUAAACCUUCAAACAACUGCUUCUUUAGCAGCAACACAUACAAACAGAGCAUCCAACAAUAUUCACAGGCUUGUAUUCUUUCUGCUCUGUGAGAACAGCAACAAUUACUUCAACUUAGUAGGGGAUCUUUCUGCCUCUUCUUGCUCCUAAUUUCGCGGAAUCUCCAUCCAGUAAAGGGCAGUGCCACCCGGCACGUUGUAGCACAAAGUGGUACUACUCCGAAGGCGCGCAACUCUAAAUUGGGACUUGUCUGUAUACUGUAAAAACCGACCGCUUCAAAAUCUGUGACAUCUGCAGAGGCGUGAAAGUUCAACUGCGAUAUUGUGGAGGUUCACGCUACAGUAUUUUACCAGAGAAUCUAAUUUUAAAGUUGACAUUUCACCAGAACAACUGUGUGGAGUUUGCAUGUUCUCCCCGUGCCUGCGUGGGUUUUCUCCGGGCACUCCGGUUUCCUCUCACAUCCCAAAAACAUGCAUGGUAGGUUAAUUGAAGACUCUACAUUUCCCUUAGGUUUGAAUGUGAGUGCGAAUGGUUGUUUGUUUGUGUGCCCUGCGAUUGGCUGGCAACCAGUUAAGGGUGUAACCCGCCUCCUGCCCGAUGAUAGCUGGGAUAGGCUCCGGCGCUCCCGCGACCCUAGUGAGGAGAAGCGGCUCAGAAAAUGGAUGGAUGGAAAUUUGUCAUUUAUGUGGGGAAAAAACAUGAAAUAUUGCUGAAACAAUAUCAUGGUUUGCACAAGAAAAUGUAAUAUUGCAAAAAUAAAUUUGACAUUUGACCAUUAAGUUGAUUUGUUUUUGGGGUUUUUUUUUCCCCCGGAAAGAAGUUGCAGUAUUGCUAGAAUUAAAUUAUAUUUUUACAUUUAAAAAAAAAAAAAAAAGGAAAGUUACAGGCAAAACGUUGGGGUAUUGCUGAAAUGAAGUCGCAAUCGAGAUUAAAGUUGCUGUUUUAUGUGGGGGCAGGGGGAUUAUUAUUUUUUAAGCAUGAAGAUUAUCACACACAAAAAAUAUGAGAAUAAAUAUGAUAUUUCAUAUGAACCAAGUUUUUAUUUUGCAAUGAUAGUAAUUUUAUAAGUAAAAGAGAAUUAGGUCACGAGAUAAAAAUUUAUGCGGGAAAAAAAUUGGAUAUUGUGUGAAGAACACUAUUUUUUUAAUUAAAAUAGUAAUUUUACAAAAAUGAAGAAAAAAAUGGGCAUUUGCUUAAAUGAUUCCAGGAGUUUAUGAGAAAAGGUUUUACAAGCAACAAGUUGAGUUAUACUACGUCUGAAUUUUACGAUGAAAAGUAAAAUGAGAAUAUAAUCAUAAUAUAUAUUGUUGAAGUCUCAAUAAUUUCUCCUCGUAGAAUUUCACGUAUUCUUCGAGUUUUACAACUUUUUUCCCUAUGAAAUGACGCUUGCCUCCUUGUGAAAAUUUACUUUUUCCAGUCAAAUUUUAUUCUCAGAAAAUUGCAACUUUUUUUCCCUCAUAAUGAAAUCUGUGACUUGAUUCUCUUCAUAUUGUGGUCGUUUUCUUGGGAGCCUUGUUACUGCUAUUAUCAUUUUCCCUAUGAACCGUGCAGCUAUUCCCAUACUUGCCUGUCCCAGUAUUUCCGACAAAAACCUACCAGAUUUAUUUUUUUAAUAUUUUUGUCCUACCCGUCAUGAGAUCAAGCCAUUGAUUUAAACUGUAUGCUAUAUUGUACAGGCGGCACGGUGGCGACUGGUUAGAGCGUCAGCCUCACAGUACUGAGGACCCCCGACUGUGUGGAGUUUGCAUGUUCUCCCCGUGCCUGCGUGGGUUUUCUCCGGGCACUCCGGUUUCCUCCCACAUCCCAAAAACAUGCAUAAAUUGGAGACUCUAAAUUGCCCAUAGGUGUGACUGUGAGUGCGAAUGGUUGUCUGUUUGUAUGUGCCCUGCGAUUGGCUGGCAACCAGUUCAGGGUGUACCCCGCCUCCUGCCCGAUGACAGCUGGGAUAGGGUCCAGCACGCCCGCGACCUUAGUGAGGAGAAGCGGCUCAGAAAAUGGAUGGAUGGAUGGAUGCUAUAUUGUACAAUUGUUAUCUAUAAAGUGCCGUUUGUUACAGACAACUCUUAAGGCUUUUUCAAAUUCUGUUAUUGUAAAUACUCAAAUACCACCAUUCGUUGUGUGCUUCAGACAUACUGUAAAUCUGCCCGUGUUAAAUAAGCAAACUUCAAAUUGCUUGUGAUACUUUUUUAAUUGAACACCAUACAUUCUUGAAUUAAUACAUUUUCUCAACACUCCCCUAUCCUGUAAAGUACAUUUAUUGUCUGCCAUGAUGAUGAUGAAGGGCACUGGAUGAUGGAAUUUCUUUUUUUUUUUUUUUUUUACAUUACAUCAUAUGCAUGUUCACCAUAUUUAAAAUUAACGCAGAGCAGAAUGUAAAUAAAACUCGUUUGUCUGACAAAACACAGUUUGGAGGUCAUUAACACCCAGCCAUCCCUUACAUAUCGACUGUUGACUGACUGAAUUUUUCCAUCUCUGAAAAAUAUCGUGGCGCGUAUAGUGUGUGUACAUGGUACAUUUCCGUGUGUGGUCAACGUUUGGGGAGUUACAAAAUUGUUUAGGGGGGUUUAACAGUUUUAGUGGGGCUAUGAUUGU